CAUUUUUAGGUCUAGCUUGGCUCUAUGCAUAGUUUUACCGAUAAAUUACGAAGUUGUGAACUAUUUAUACACAGGGUAUAUAUAGGUUAUGGGUGAAUGGCUCAAGUCUUUCCGGUUGAUUGGGGUCUUAUAACCAUUGUACAUUGAAUGUAAACACUAGUUACUUGAUCGCCGGGCCCUAAAUAUGUCAUUCAACUAUAAUAGAAUUGUUAACGGUGAAAAGCGUACCUGGAUACACCAUGUGGUGUCGACCUGUUUACGUGGGACAUAAGACGUUGGACACUGGAAUAUAGCUUGAUCGUCAUAUUACUAUACAUAUAUGUGAUUUUACAGAGUGAGUUAAGGCCUGAACAGCUGACAUGACCGGGCAGACCUCUACGUGGUACAAACCCUAGAGCCACCGCACAGUGAACUGUAUCUGAUGUUACAUCCACAUAUCUAAACUACAUUCAAUGUUGUGUUGUGGAGAUAACGGACUGAGCUGUAAAAUUAUCAGGAUCCUACAGAAUAUGUAAAAUCAGAGAUUGAGAUUUAAAACCUAACACUUACCUGGUAAGAAACCGGACACUCAUAUAUCAAGUGUCAUUGAAUUGUAAACUGAAUGAUGGCCUGGAGUUCAAGGUCACAGAGUAUGACCUUCGACAGAUCCCCAUCACUGACGGGAAUGAGUGGAAGGUCCAGCUUGAGCAUUAGGCGCACCUCUGAGCUGGAAUCGGCUACAGAUGUACCAAUCAACGAAGUUAGAGCACAAGAAGCCUGGUUAUUCAUGCAAAAAGGCUCCAAACUGGCCAAGAUUCGGAAUGGCCAGGUGCACCUCAACAAAAUGUUCUGUCUCAGUGAAGACAGAUUGGCUCUGAAGUGGAAACCCAGCAAACAUGGAGGUGAAGUGCCGACUUCCAGUUUUAAGGAACUUGUUCUAGGAAAUAAGGAUGACGCCUUUAAACAUAAGAAAGUGCACCAUCUGUGUCAGAAUGCUAAUCAGUGUUUUACUAUCAAGUUUACAAAUGACAGCAAACCUCUCUACCUCGUGGCCGACUCUGUGGAAACUGCAGCAUUUUGGAUGACUGGCAUAAAGGCACUCAUCAGAUUUCAGAAAACAGCUGAUUCGGAAACAGUUGAUACUGACAAGGAACGAGAAGACUGGUUGGAGGAAUGUUUCCAUGGUGAGGCUGAUAUAAACACAGGAUUGUUGGAUCACAAAGGCACUGUAAACCUCCUGAAAAAACUCAAUGAAAACUUUGUCAUUCAACAUGUCAAUCAAAAACUCAAAGAGCUUGAAUCAGCUAAAGGAAGUGAAAAGGUGACGUGUGAGGAGUUCAAAACACUGUACAAGAAACUGUUUAACCGUCCAGAGGUCUACCUUCUCAUGAUUCAGUAUGCUAGUAAUGGUAUGUUCCUCACAACUGAUGAUCUACUCCUCUUUAUGGAAUCGGUACAAGGGAUGUCGAGAAUAACCAAAGAUAUCUGUCUACAUAUAAUCAAGUGUUUUGAGCCGUCGCCAGAGCGUGUCAAACAGGGCCAGAUGGGAAUUGAUGGUUUUACAGAGUUCCUGUGUUCCAGUGAAUGGUGUGACAUCUUCAACCCUGACGAGAAAUCUGUGUGUGAAGAGUUAAUGAACCAUCCGAUCAACAACUAUUAUAUAGCAAGUUCUCACAACACGUAUCUGACUGGCGACCAGGUGAAGGGUCCAGCCAGUGUUGACCAGUACAAACAGGUGUUGUUGGCCGGCUGUCGCUGUGUGGAAUUGGACUGCUAUGACGGAUAUGAUGAUGGCCCCAUCAUUAAACAUGGCUCCUUAAGUUUAACUUCAGCCAUUUUGUUUCAAGAUGUUAUCAAGUGCAUUAGUGAAUGGGCGUUUUACACGUCAGAGUAUCCUGUUGUGCUGUCGUUAGAGAACCACUGUAGCCCUAAGUACCAGAAACAGAUGGCUGAAAUACUACUGCAAGUUCUGGGUGAAAAGCUCUAUCAUGAGGAGCCAGACAAUCAGAGAAGGGUAUUGCCCUCACCAAAUGAGCUCAAGAAGAAAGUCCUUAUCAAGAAUAAAAAGCUGGCCAUGACUGCAAACAAGGAUGUGGAUGUGGUGUCUGAUGAGGAGGAAGAAGAAACAGAGGGAGAAGAGAAGAAAAAGAAAAAGGACGAAGGCAGUCACACUCUCAAGUUAGCAAAGGAGUUGUCAGAUCUUGUCAUCUUCUUUGCAUCCCGAGGUUUUAAAGACUUUGAAUUGUCCAUGCAUCAGCAAAAGUACUAUGAAAUGUGUUCGUUUGGGGAGAGUAAAGCCACGAUGUUGUGUCGCAACAGACCCGAGGAAUUCAUCAACUACAACAAAAGAUUCAUCUCCAGAAUUUACCCGAAGGCUAACAGAUUUAACUCGUCUAAUUUUUCACCCUGCGAGUUUUGGAACUGUGGUUGUCAAAUGGUUGCCCUGAACUACCAGACACCAGGCCUGCCUACAGAGCUGAACAAGGCAUUUUUCAUGAAGAAUGGUCAGUGUGGCUACGUGCUCCAGCCAACGGUCAUCCGUGAUCCCUACUCCUUCUUCACACCUAAACCUAGUCUCUCCACCACCAUCUCAAAUACAGACGAUGACCUGAACACUCAGGUGGACCUCCAUAUGAAGGUGGUGAGUGGGCAGAAUUUGUCCCAUUGUAAGGUGAGGAUGGAAGGAACUAAGAUUUAUGUCUCUGUCAGAAUAAUUGGGAUACCAGCUGAUGAGGCGACAUACCAGACUAAACAGACCCAGGGUGAAGUUUCAUCAUUUGCAACUAUGUUCGAGGAAGAAACCUUCGAACUUCAGAUUAAGAUGCCAGAUUUGGCCCUGGUACGAUUUGAAGCAAGGGCAAAGACCCUAAUAGGAGAGGACAAACUGAUGGGACAGUAUACUAUACCGUUUACCUGUAUCAAAACAGGAUAUCGCCAUGUGUGUCUGCUGAGAGAGAAUGGCCAGCCCAUAGAAAAGUGUACCCUGUUUGUCCACACAACUCUGGCCAACAAAAAUAAUAACCAGAUUUCUGCCAACCACCAUAAGUUUGUUUCCGGAAAUAAGCCACUGAAAAAUUAUCCCAGUAUGAAGUCUAUAGGAGUGAAAACUAUAGACGAAACAUUUAAGAUAUCUAUUCAGCCUCUUCGAGAUGCUAUGGACAUGAGAGAAGAUGUCCAGAACGACCUUCAGACCUUCAAGGAGAAGUGUGGUUUGUCUCCAAUAGCCAACAUCAAACAGUGUAUCCGUUUCCUAGCAACCAGGGUAUCUAACAACAGCCAACAUGCAUCUAUCUACUUCCUGUCCACACAGGAGCGUGAGCAAUGUUAUCCUUUUAUGGAAGCUGUUGGUGAUCUUCCGAAUAACUUAAAAAGUGCUAUGAAUUUUUACAACAUGGAGUUUUUAGAAAGUUGUAAAUAUUUGGUGCAGAAUAGUGGAAAAGUUUAUGAAAGGCUGUUACAUUGCUGUAGAGCUGGACUUGAAUGGCAUGAAGAAUUGAAAGAUGUCUGUCAAAAAGCUGGUUUACCAGAGAAGAAGGUGAAAAAGGCCAUCGACAACUUCUCUUGGAAUGUGCGGGUACUAAAGGGCCAGGCACAGCUGUUGUAUCAGGCCUCACAAGAGUGUAAGGAAUACCUACAACAGAUCCAGGAGACAGUGGCUGUGUCUGGUUUGAUGAAGGAAUCUCACAUAAAUGAAGACAUGGAAAAAUCCUAGGACUGGAUCCUUCUCAACAUUGGAGUAAAAUAUGUAAUAUUGUGAAUUCUAGUCAGCGAUAAACUAGACGAGGCAACACAGAACACUCGGGUCCGACUCAACUGUCACACGCAGACACAGAAGCUACAGGACGUCACACAGAACACUUCAUCACUGGGGUCCGACUCAACUGUCACACCCCAACACAAUACACUGAUCAGUCGCGGUCUGUUGAGGAAAUCAGCCACUAACCUGUGUCAUUGUGUAUCUAGAAGCUGUUGACCGAGAGAUAAAUCGCAUCACACUGAGAGAGUUCUUAGUGAAGAUUUUUGCUGUAUCCCUAAAGUCAAGCUGUAGGUUUGGAUGUUCUAGUUUCGUUUGGUGACAAAAAAUUCAUUCAAGUUCACCAAAUGUCAGCAAUUGACUAUAUCAGUGUAGGCUUCGGCUGAGGAUUUGAUAUUUUUAUGAUAGCAGGUGGAGUUCAGGCUCCUGUGUAGCUUUCAGACAAAAUUUAAUGCCAUCCUAACCAUUAUGUAAACCAUUGCCAAGCAAUCAGUUUGUACUUGUUCCUCGUGUUGGAUUGUUAUCCCCUGCUCAACGAGUUGGCGGGGGAUAUAGAAAUGGGUCCGUCUGUGCGUCCAUCCGUGCUUCCAUUCGUCCAUGUACCUGGUUAAGAAGAAUCGCUCUCAUCUAUAUUUUGCCUACUACAAGUGCUAUGUUGAUUAUACUUGCAUCAAAUGUGUAUCUAGGGUUGCCCUUCUGAAUGCAUACUGUGGAUGCUGAUUUUGACCUAUAUU
Molecule: messenger RNA, 4467 nt
Organism: Mizuhopecten yessoensis (Yesso scallop)
Lineage: Eukaryota; Metazoa; Mollusca; Bivalvia; Pectinida; Pectinidae
Product: inactive phospholipase C-like protein 1
Exons: 28
Coding region: 602-3691 (1029 amino acids)
Biological process (GO): lipid metabolic process; intracellular signal transduction
Molecular function (GO): phosphatidylinositol-4,5-bisphosphate phospholipase C activity
Source: RefSeq, a predicted model, not a curated record